AUGGCUUUCGUUAUCCAAUAUCUCCAGCUGCGAAAGCGUGUCCUGCAGCAACUGCAAGCAGUCGCCAGUGAUACUGAAGCAGCACCGGCUCAAGUCCCAGUUGACGUCGCUCCAGUUGACGAGAAGCCGGAAUCUCAACCGAGUAAGAUCUGCAAUUCUGCCUUCUGUCAUAUCCCUGGAAUCACGCUAGAAGUGGAUUGUAACGGUGAGCAGUAUUAUCGCGUUGGCUGGGAAGGCACAGGUGAUCCAUUCAACCCUCGCGAAUGGUCUUCAGCGCGACGUAUUGCUUCCACGCUCCUAGUAUGUCUUAUUGCCUUAAUCACCACCAUGGCCUCCGCUAUCGAUUCGGCAAUCAUCACAGAGGCAUCCAAGGAGUUUGGGGUGUCCGAUGUGACUGAAUCCCUAGCAACGGCCCUCUAUUUGAUCGGCUUCGGUGCCGGAGCCUUGGCCUCCAGUCCUCUCUCCGAAAUGGUCGGUCGAUAUCCAGUCUACUUGGGAACCCUCGUCAUCUUCGGUGCCUGGCUCCUUGGAGCGGCUUUGGCGCCCAAUAUUGGGGCCCAGCUCGCUUUUCGCUUCCUUGCUGGAUUGUUCGGUUCUGCACCGCUCACCGUUGCCGGAGGGUCUGUUUCCGAUGUGUGGACCUCCUUCGAGAAGACCUUUGGUUUUCCGAUCUUUGCCAUCCCUGGGUUCGGGGGGCCGGUUCUCGGACCUGUUGUUGGGGCCUACAUUGGCUACAGCCCGCAUAUCAGCUGGAGAUGGACUGAAUGGAUCAUGCUUAUUUUCGAUGGGCUUGUUAUUGCAAUGAUCCUCCUUUUCAAAAGAGAGACAUUCGCGCCUCAAAUUCUCUUCUACAGGGCUAGGUUCUUCCGAAAGGCUACAGGCAACCCGCUAUUCAAGACGGAACUAGAAGCCUCAGGAUCCGUUUCUCUCGGCUCCACGCUAAAGCGGAAUUUCAGUCGUCCAUGGCUCCUAUUGACGGAACCCAUUGUCAUUGCUUUCACCCUGUAUUUGACGAUUGUCUAUAUCGUGCUCUUCACUUUUCUGGACGGUUACCCAUACAUCUUUGGAGAGGUUCAUCACAUCAAUGAAGGUCUGUCCAAUAUCUGUUUCUUGGGCCUUUUCAUUGGUAUAGUUCUCUCCAUGUCACUUGUCCCUAUUCUUUACCGUAGAACAGCAAAACAGUUGAUAGAGGACGGCGACGACGGCUCGGGUCACAUGUUAAGACAGGAAUCUCGUCUUUUCUUCGCCUUUUUCGGAGCUCCAGCUAUUCCUAUCGGGCUGUUUUGGAUGGGAUGGACAGAUUUCCCGUCCAUUUCCAUAUGGUCACCCCUCAUUGCUUCAGUCGUGGUGGGCUUUGGUGUUAUCUGCAUCUUCAUGUCCGCCUACAUGUAUAUCAUCGACUCAUACCAGCAAUACGCUGCCUCAGCGCUUACCUUCGUUGCGCUUGUUCGAUAUCUCUCUGCCGGCGGCAUGACUGUCGUGGGUAUUCCGAUGUAUAAGAAUCUUGGUGUCCACUGGACAUUGACAGUGCUGGGAGCGAUCAGUGUUGUCGCCAUGCCAAUCCCCUACCUUCUGUUUUACUGGGGACCAAGUCUCCGGAAGCGAAGCAAAUGGGCCGUGGCCUUCAAACAUUGAAAUAGGAGCUGUUCUCUUAGCUAAUGCGGGGAUAGAAAGGUGAGAACAACAAAGAUUGAAGAAGGAUGGAGCUGAGGUCGGAUCGAAUUAUCCAUCUUUUUCGGCAAGUGGCGUACCACUUUGAUAAGGACAGGGGUCCGGAAGCAUGUCUGCGGUCAAACUUCGAUUACGGGAAUAGAAUAAUGUGUUGAUGGGGGUCGAACUCGCUGAGUUGGUUGUUCUCGCUGGGAGUCAACUAGUUAGUUAUCUACGCUGUGCUAACUAGGAAGGAGCUGAACCAUGGGAACCACCAACAUAAUGCGGCUCUGGUUAUGUCCAGAGGCGUUUAAUAUCUGGGAGACUGGCGCUGUGAUGCUGGAAGUUUAGGUAUUGAGGGAUUUUCGGGAGCUAUGCAGGGUCUCUUUGAAUUGAAGGGUAUUGAAGUAUAAUCAAAUAGAAUGUGUCUUAGGCAUGUCAAAGCUGUCAGUGGUUGAAAUGGAUAUUGUACGCAGAGCGCAUAAUAGGUGGAUGUUCC
Molecule: messenger RNA, 2149 nt
Organism: Monascus purpureus
Lineage: Eukaryota; Fungi; Ascomycota; Eurotiomycetes; Eurotiales; Aspergillaceae
Source: the annotation of a GenBank genome assembly